Messenger RNA from Ceratitis capitata (Mediterranean fruit fly), 3092 nucleotides. It is a transcript of the gene lap, whose product is annotated as phosphatidylinositol-binding clathrin assembly protein LAP. Gene Ontology annotation, biological process: synaptic vesicle budding from presynaptic endocytic zone membrane; clathrin-dependent endocytosis; clathrin coat assembly. Gene Ontology annotation, molecular function: phosphatidylinositol-4,5-bisphosphate binding; 1-phosphatidylinositol binding; clathrin heavy chain binding. The record is from RefSeq and is a predicted model, not a curated record. Lineage: Eukaryota; Metazoa; Arthropoda; Insecta; Diptera; Tephritidae. Bases 584 to 2956 code for a protein of 790 amino acids. Gene Ontology annotation, cellular component: synaptic vesicle; clathrin-coated pit; clathrin-coated vesicle. The transcript has 17 exons.
GGCAACACUGGUAGCUAAAUGUCAUAUAAAGAGAAAUCCAAUUAGAAGUGGUAGCAGCAGCAGAACUCAAAGCAGAGAUAUCAAAUUCGACGUCCAGAGUUUUUUCUCCGUAGGAUUGACACGAAUCAUACAUGCACUCAAAAGAAAAAAAAGCGGAGAGAAGCUGAAACAUAAAUUGGAAAAAUCGAAAGAGGAAAAUUUUAGCGCAAGAGAAACUGUGAAGAUUAAUUUUUGGGUCUAAUCAACUUCGCGAAGUGAUUUAAAAAAAAUAUUGGAUGAAUUGAUUGCGAAAAGUUGCUGUUGAAAAGAAAAUACCAAUUGAAUUGUUGUGCAAAAGCCGAAACCAGUUGGGUGGAAAAAGAUUAAAAUCAGAGACCAAAAGAAAAUAUAGUGUAAACGAAAGAGUAAACGGAAUAUUGAACAAACAGUAAUAAUAGUUGUCAAUCAGUGAGCAUCAGCCCAACAUCGAUUUCAGCUCUAAUUUUGAAUAUUUUAACUACAUCUAAGAAUUCCAUCCGCAGUUUCCAACAUUUGCUAAUACAGCACCACCGAAGCGCACAGCAAAUUCAAAAGCGUCAGCAUCAUGACUAUGGCAGGGCAGACCAUCAACGAUCGGCUAUUAGCAGCGCGACAUAGCUUGGCCGGUCAAGGUUUGGCCAAGUCGGUUUGUAAAGCAACCACAGAGGAGUGCAUCGGACCCAAGAAGAAGCAUUUGGAUUAUUUGGUGCAUUGUACAAAUGAACCGAAUGUCUCUAUACCUCAUUUGGCCAAUUUACUUAUCGAACGCUCACAAAAUACCAAUUGGGUGGUGGUUUACAAAGCGCUGAUAACGACCCAUCAUUUGAUGGCAUAUGGAAACGAGCGAUUCAUGCAGUAUUUAGCAUCCAGUAAUUCUACAUUUAAUCUCAGCAAUUUUCUGGACAAAGGGGGCGUGCAAGAUGGCUUAUCGGCACCGGGUGGCAGAAUGGGCUACGAUAUGUCUCCGUUCAUACGACGCUAUGCUAAAUACUUGAAUGAAAAGUCGCUUUCAUAUCGUGCAAUGGCUUUUGAUUUUUGUAAAGUAAAACGCGGCAAAGAGGAAGGUUCUUUACGCACUAUGAACGCCGAUAAGUUGCUGAAAACAUUACCUGUACUUCAAGGACAAUUGGAUGGUUUGUUGGAAUUCGAUUGCCAGGCUAAUGAUUUGAGCAAUGGUGUCAUCAAUAUGAGCUUUAUGCUGCUCUUCCGCGACUUGAUACGUUUGUUUGCGUGCUACAAUGAUGGGAUUAUUAAUUUACUCGAGAAAUAUUUUGAUAUGAAUAAGAAACAUGCACGUGACGCUCUCGAUUUGUAUAAAAAGUUUUUGGUGCGCAUGGAUCGAGUCGGUGAAUUUCUUAAAGUUGCUGAGAAUGUUGGCAUUGAUAAAGGCGAUAUACCUGACUUGACAAAAGCUCCCAGUUCUCUAUUGGAUGCUUUGGAGCAACACUUGGCCACUUUGGAAGGACGCAAAGUAUCUGCUGCUAAUACACCCACUCAAUCAGCAAGCAAUCAAAAAAAUGUAAAAUCUGCUGUGACCGCCUUAUCUUCCACCAGCUCUUCAUUCGGGACAGCAGCAGCAUCAAGCAAAUUCGAUACGACCAAUGGCAUCGAUGAGCAAUUGAAAGCUCAGGUAUUGGCUGAAGAAGAAGCCGCCAUGAAUCAGUAUAAACAAUCUAAGGUUUCUUCACCUACCGCAGGUGGUGGUGGCGCUGGUGCCGGUGCUGCAUUAACAAAUCCAUUCUUAUCGUCGCCGCCAGCCAGCGGUGCUGGGGCACCGAUAGUCGAUCUGUUUGGUGCAACUCCGGCAACGGCUGCCGGUGCGGCUGCUGCCACCAGUGGAAGCGGUGCUGCAGGCGGCACAAAAGCAUCCGAUGACUUGUUACAAUUGGGAAAUCCAUUUGCUGAUAUGUUUGAUGCUCCAAUUGCAGGAGUUGGUGCUGGCGGAGGUGUAGCUGCGACAACAGGUGGUGCACAAAAUGCCAAUAAUAUUUGGAUGAAUAAUAAUGGUUUCGGUGGUGCUCCUUCAGCAGCCGCAAAUGCAUUUGUGUCUGAUAGUAAUUUUUCGUCUGUUUUUGGUAAUACGGAACCAACCGCCUUGCCAAACCCGUUCUUCGACACGAUGGAGGCGCCAUUUAAUGCGCAGCAACAACAGCAUCAGUCAGCGAUAUUCUCCAACACAUCAGCAAACGCCGCUUUUAUGGCGCAAGGAGCAACUGGCGCUCAAACGCUUUUUCUGAAUACAACCUCUACUGUGGCACCGACGCCACAGCAAUUCCCACCAGGCUUUGAUGCACUGGGUGAUGUACUCAAACCGGGCAUCACAUCCACACAUCCAGCCGCAGCCAAUCAAACAAAUAUUGUCAAUACAGGUGUCCUUGGUAUGGCAGGUGGUCAACAACAGCAACAACUCACACAGCAGCAACAACAGCAAAUACAACAACAACAGCAAACACAACCUGCUAACACUGGCAAAAUACUCACAGGCGAUUUGGAUAGCUCUCUUAUGUCGCUAGUCGAUAAUCUCAAUAUAAAUAAAUCGAGCACUGCAAAACCUGUGCAAUGGAAUUCACCGAAAAAUACCGCGAAACCCGGUGCUAAUUGGACACCUCAACCAAUGGCGGCUACAACUGGUGCAGGCUAUCGUCCAAUGGCACAUGGCAUGACAGUAAGUCCUGCGCCAAUCACAAUCCAAAACCAUCCGUAUAUACACGCUAGUUAUCCUGUUAUACCAAAUUAUAUGCAGCAGGGAAUGCCGGUGAUGGGACAACCUAUGAUGGGCCAAGCCCCUUUGACUGGGGUGCAACCGACGAUGGCGCCAAUGAUGGCAGCGGCGCCGCAAAGUCUACACAGUAGUGCGAUAACAAUGCAACCGCUGCAACAGCAGCAACAUAAUGGCGGCAGUAAAGGAGCGCCACUCGAUCCAUUCGGUGUAUUAUAAGAUGGCUAAUAUGUUGGUCCCCAAGAACAACAAAACAACUAUGUAAAACAACCCAACUAUAAGCAGCAGAAGCAGCACAGCUGUUGCACUGAUAGUAAUAUAAGGCCAUCCAACAAAAAAAAAAAAAAUGAAAAAA